AUCGCCAACCCGUUCGAUGGUUCGACCCUUUUUUUACUUUUUUUAGUCGUGGAUUCAUUCCCCUUCCCCUGGCAUCAACUUUUCCCCCCCCAGCCUUGUCGCAUUCCCCUUCUGUAUUUGCCCGUCUUUCUUCCGCAAUAGACUGUUCACGUCAUCUAUUGACCGGCCCGUUGGUUCUUUCCACCCCUCGUCUUGUCCCUCUACUAGCUGCAUACCGCGCGAUGAGCCACGUUUGACUCCCAUUUCUAAGAAUCAUUCUGUGGAACAUUCCGGGGGUCCUUCGAAUCCAACAUGAGUAUAAUAUUCAGGAGGAUCCAAGCGAUCCAAGACUCGCUUUCCGACGACAUCCUGUUGCCCCUCAAGAGCUACAAAUACUCGAGUGUCGACAAAUCCUACAUCUCGAACUAUAUUCUAAGACACUACUGGAAUGCCUUCGUCGAAGUACUGCCGCUUUGGCUGGCCCCCAACAUGGUGACUCUGUUGGGGUUUCUGUUCAUUGUCGGCAAUGUGAUGCUCAUCGAAGUAUACAUGCCCGAUCUGGUCGGACCGGCUCCCUCCUGGCUAUACUAUAGUUUUGCGUUUGGCAUGUGGAUGUAUUCCACGCUGGACAAUGUCGAUGGAAAACAAGCGCGCAGAACAGGUACCUCCAGCGGGCUGGGAGAGCUUUUCGACCAUGGAAUCGAUUCUUUGAACUGCACUCUGGCUAGUCUUCUCGAGACCGCCGCCAUGGGUUUCGGUUCCUCCCAACUGGGAGCCUAUACUGCUCUUGUCCCGUGCCUCGCAAUGUACUUUUCGACCUGGGAAACCUACCAUACCCACACGCUCUAUCUGGGCUACUUCAAUGGUCCUACUGAAGGACUUCUGAUCGCGAUCGCAAUCAUGAUUGCCUCUGGCGUCUAUGGCCCUCAGAUCUGGUCCCGACCGAUCGUGGAGUUCUUGAACUACCCGCAGAUCUUCGGAAACAACUCUGUCAAGGACCUCUGGAUUCCCAUCCUCCUCUUGUCUUUCUUCCUUGGGCACCUGCCGGGUUGUGUCCUGAAUGUGGUUGCUGCUCGCAAAAAGCAGAAUCUGCCGAUCGCGCCCAUCUUCAAGGAAUGGAUCCCGAUGGUUGUCUUCACUGGUUGCAAUAUUGCUUGGCUUUUCUCUCCCUAUUCGACGCUUUUGUCCCAGAACCGACUGGUUCUAUACUGCUGGACUAUGUCGUUUGUCUUUGGGCGCAUGACCACCAAGAUCAUUCUCGCCCAUUUGCUGAAACAGCCAUUCCCCUAUUGGACGGUGUUGCAGGCGCCGCUCGUUGGCGGUGCUAUCCUAGCCAACCUUCCCCGCCUGGGAUUCCCCAUGGUCAGCUCCGGGCUCGAGCUUCUCUACCUGCGUGUCUACCUCUUCCUUGCCUUUGUUGCAUACAUGCACUGGGCAUUCCUCGUGAUCAACAGAAUCACCACUUUCUUGGGGAUCAACUGCUUGACCAUCCGUCGUGAUAAGUCGACAGCAAGAGACCGCGCCUAUCGUGAGUUUGGUGAGGUCCAGCCGAAUGUCCUCAGCCCUCUCGCGGACCCCAGCAAAGGGGGCAUCAAGGCCCAUUAAGCUCGAUGCCCCAGUAUAAUACGUGGUGCUCAUCGGAGCUGAACAGAACCACCUUACACACUGCUUGUGAUUUUCCAAUCUGUUGUCCAAUCAACCUCUCCCGGCAUCCGCUGCGGAGCCCACUCUGCGCGACUGGACUUGAGGACUACCUGAUGAUGUCAAGACCCGAGCUGUGACGUUGUUUUCCCCCUUGCCGGUUUUCUUGGCGACGUAUAUGUCUUCCUAUAUCUACGAUUUUAAUGUCUCCCUUGGAUUACGCCACCCGCACACAAGCUGAUGAACUUACGACUCGCGUGGAUGGAUGACGCGGACGAAUGAUCGCCGUCCAUGAUCAAGCUUUUUCGGUAUAUAUAGUUCGACGAUAGACAGUGUACUAGUACUUAAUGCAUGAUAGAGUUCCUG
Molecule: messenger RNA, 1986 nt
Organism: Aspergillus ibericus CBS 121593
Lineage: Eukaryota; Fungi; Ascomycota; Eurotiomycetes; Eurotiales; Aspergillaceae
Product: sn-1,2-diacylglycerol cholinephosphotransferase
Exons: 6
Coding region: 292-1584 (430 amino acids)
Biological process (GO): phospholipid biosynthetic process
Cellular component (GO): membrane
Molecular function (GO): phosphotransferase activity, for other substituted phosphate groups
Source: RefSeq, a predicted model, not a curated record